This is a messenger RNA of Radiomyces spectabilis, 713 nucleotides long. RefSeq lists its product as uncharacterized. The coding region runs from base 68 to 316 and encodes 82 amino acids. NCBI's taxonomy places the organism in Eukaryota, Fungi, Mucoromycota, Mucoromycetes, Mucorales, Radiomycetaceae. The transcript is spliced from 2 exons. Gene Ontology annotation, molecular function: zinc ion binding; nucleic acid binding. The record is from RefSeq and is a predicted model, not a curated record.
UUUUUUUUUUCGUUAGAUUGUCUCCCAUUCCCUUUGCCUCCGAGCGCCCGAUGAGCAUAACGCACAGAUGGUAUGGCUGCCGAGCGCACAUUUAUUUUAUAUAAAUAUAUACUACGUUGGUCCAACUUUUUUUUUCCAUUUUUCUUUUCUCUACAAAAUCAUUAAUUCCAGUUCAACCAUUUCGGAACCAUACUUGCCUUUUUACAUAUCGGUCAACAUGUCAUUUGCUAUCAAACCUCUGAAUUUGCAAGGCGGUCAAUGCUCUUGGUGCGGAAAAUAUGGCCACAAAAGACCUAGCUGUCCUCUCUUGAAGUAAACGCAUUGUUUCUUCGAAUCCAACAUCACACUUUGUUACCCAACCAUGGAUAUCCAACAAAAAAUCACAAGCAUGCAUCACUUCCCAACUCGUUUCCUUUCAAGACUUUACAACACCGGGAUCCAUUCAUUAUUACCAUCAUGUUCUUUUCUUUUUUCUAUCAUUGAUUGUACAUAUACAUCUUUACUACUGGCCAUCACUUGAAUUAUCAUUUCAUAUUUCUUUCUUUGUGCGCACAUACACAAAAUUAUCAAAAAAAAAAAGUUUCUCCCCAUGCCUCAUUUUUCUUUUUAUGAAUCUUAUUUUUUUUUUCUUUAUCAUUCAAAAAAGUUGUAAUUUGCUUUUCUUCGCAUUUUUUUUUUCAUUAGGUUUAUAUUAAAAAAAAAAAAACAUUCAA